AUGGACGAGCUACGCAGCGGAGGGGAUAGCGAUAGCGACGAGACCAUCAUAGAGGGCUCAGUGGCAGAGAGUGAUGUGGAAGACGCAGAGUUCCGGGCUACCUCUCCGGAGAUCUGUUUUAUACAGAAAUUUUGUGAUCACACAUAUAGUAAGGAGAUAGAACAGAUAAAUCCAGGAGGUAUAGAAAUGAUAUCUAAAGAGGCAGGUGCAUCUGACCAAUCUCAGUCUCUUCUUCAGGAUUGGAUAAAAUGUCCAUCACUUACUGAAAAUACUUCUAAGCUUGUUUUUUCACUAAAUGCUGCAGCAGAGGGACAGCAAACUGGUUCUGUAGGUACAAAAUUGAAUGGAUUUCAGAAGGAUUCAAAAGAAAAGGAUAUAAUAACCAUUCCAAAGGAACAGACAUCACAAGAUAUAUUUAUGCUAGUUUUAGAGGAUUGCCAGAACUGCGUGACAAUUAUUGACACAGAUAACACAGUGAGAGAACAUUCCUCUAAUAAUGAUACAGAUCUUUCACUGAUAUCUCCGGGGAAUUUCAUGGAAGCAUCUACUGGAGUAGAUACUGUUGAAUUUGAAAUUAGAUAUUUAUUGAGAUGCUUCAGUGAUUCUGAGAGUCAUAAAAUAAUAAACCCAUUGCCUGACAAGCUCGAGUGUCAGGGUCAUGCCUUUUCCAUUGAUCCAUCAGCAGAUGAGAACAGUGAUGCCCUGCCAGUACAGCUUGAGACAGCUCUGAACGCCAUGUCAGGAACUCUAGUGCAAUCUGUCACUCCUGUAGUGCCAGAUGAGAGACAGCUGAACACUGAGAGAGAGCAGUUAAAUUCAUAACUCGGUGUUCCUCAGUUAGAUGAUGACUAUAGACAAAUAACAAACUUGAUUGAGCCUCAACUUGCUACAAUUCCGGUGGAAGAAAUAAAAGCCUGAACAGGAUCUAACUUGCAGAGGACAAAAAAUGAGCAACCUGUGAGUGAUCAGAGAGAAAAAGAUGUAAUUUCAAAUUACUGGAGUGUUGCCUCUAGUGAAAAACAAACUAGUGAGAGAAGUUCAUAUUCAUUGGAGGCUGCAGGAUGCGCAGAAACAGCUGAAACAGCAUCAAGGGAAGUGAUGCAGCUAAGAGAGACCUCCCCAAGAAAGCAAGGAAGUCGUGAUUGCAAUCAUUGCCAAAUACUAGAAGAGACUCAGCAGAGGACAUCUCACAGUGAUGUUACAAGAACAAAAGCUAAGAAUUUUGAAACUCAGAAAUUGGCUUCUAAAGACAAGCUGGAUCUAGAAACCAACAUAUACCAAGAAAUAACUCUGAAUGAGGAUAGAGAUAGUAAUGAGAGAAGAUGGAGCAAGAGAAUAAAAAACAAACUGAGACAGGACGCCUUUUCUAGGAAUUCUGCAAAUCGUGGUUACCCCAUUCCACUUUCAAGAACCAACAGAAGGGAUAUUUAUGGUGAAACCUUACUACAUAAAGCUGUUUUUCAUGAAGAUUUAGACCUUGUACGUAAUAUAAUAAAAUCUGGUGGGAAAAUAAAUGUAUGUGAUUAUGCCGGUUGGACUGCACUACAUGAAGCAAGUGUGAAAGGCUUAUAUGCGAUAGCAAAUGACCUUUUGAAAGCAGGAGCUGAUGUUAAUGCCAAAGGAGAUCAUCAAAUAACACCAUUGCAAGAUGCAGUUAGAGAAGGCCAUUAUGAGAUGACGGAGUUAUUACUUUGGUAUGGAGCUGAUCCCUUAUUAGAAGAUGAUAUGGGAAGAUGUGCAUUAAACGAAGCUUCUGACCCAUCUAUGAGGAAACUGCUUAAUAGAUAUGUAGCAAAAUCCAGAAGAGAUCUAGUAACAGGUGGAGGUCAUUCAGACAAUAUGUUGAAUAUUCAAAGUGUAGAGGAUACAACCCACCACCAAAUUUCCUUACAGACAAAUGAGUCAGAACAGGCGUGUGCAAAUCUUGUACAUUCAGGCAGCACAGACAUAUUGCAACAGACUGUGGUGGAUGAGAUGCAAAACUUCUGUACUAUGUCUCAAAAUGGAAACAGCUGCAUUGAACAAACAGUUGAAGCAACUCCAGAGACACUAGUAGUACCUGAUCUUUUAGCAGCUACCAAUGGAGAGAAUGUUUCUGGAAGUCUUUAUAAUUCUACCAGUGGUGUACUAAGCACCAAUGAGCAACCAGAGAGAGAAGCGACCAUCCUGCUUAAUGCAGAAGAAAGUGUUGAAGGGUGUCACAUGGAAACUGAAAAUGCUGGUAUAUCAGAGGUGGACCCUGUAGCUUUACAGCUCCAUGAAGAGGACACACUUCAAAUUACACAAAAGAGAGAGGAUCUUCAAGAGUCCAGUUCAAAAGCAGAUUUGCAUCUUGAUGUUAGUGCAGACAGUAAGUCUCCUUAUUCAUUUCAGAUUGUGGAAAAUAUGCAGAAAGAAAUCUCCCAGAAAAUGGAUGCCAUUUCUUUUGUUAAACUAACAGAUGGAACAGCGUUUGCUGAAGUCAGUGGAACAGAAGGCACUGAAAAAAGUGGAGAAGAAAAUGCAAAGAGCAACAUGCUUUCAGAAUUUAUUGAAACAGAAGUUACCCAAACUAAAAGAGUAAGAUUAGAUUCUCAGGAGACACCCCAAAAGGCAGCCUCAUAUUCCAGUAGCAGUAAAAUCAAGCUUUCAUCUAAUCAAUCACAAUUCAGUCAAGCAUCAAAACAGCAAGCAUCCAUGGAAUCAGAAUCCUCCCUCUCUGCCAGAAAAGAAGCUGUGAUUUUACAUAAUGACUGCACUACAAGAGCUGUGAGAAAGUUGAAAAAGAAGAUAAAUGAAAAAGGAGAGACUCAGCUGCAUAUUGCUGCUAAGAGAGGAAAUUUGUCUUUGGUGAAGACUCUAAUAUCAUCUGGAAUUUGUGUCAAUGAACAGGACUACGCAGGUUGGACAGCUCUUCAUGAAGCUUCCAACAGGGGUUUUACUGAAGUGAUCUUAGAAUUACUGAAAGCUGGUGCUAAUGUUAACAGCAGAAGUCUGGAUGGUAUUUUACCAAUACAUGAUGCUGUUUCUGGCAAUUAUUUGGAGGCAGCCAGGAUUCUACUACAGCAUGGAGCAAAUCCCUGUGAGAGGCAUCAGUCAGGGCAAAGUGCUUUGGAUGAAGCUUAUGAUGAUGAAAUGAAAGAACUGCUGAAAUCUUACUGUGCUAUGGACUCUCUACUUCCUGUUGAGACUGUUGAAGUUACAGAGAUGAGAUACCCUUCUAGGUCAAGAAUAUCAAAACAUGCUUAUUGCAAUUACUGUGAAAAUGGUGAUGCAGCUUUGGAGCCACAACACAAGAAAUACAAUGAAUCUGUUGCUGCCAUACAAGAUGCAGAAGAAAAGCAGAAGGAACUAUUGCUGCUUGAAUUGAGAUCUUCCAAAGAUGCAGAUAUAUAUAUCCAAAGGCUGUUUGAGAUGCAAGAUACUUUGAAUGAAAUGCUUGCAAAACAGAAAACAGAAAGGGAUGCCCUUGCUAAAAAAUACAGGGCUUCAGUGGAAUCUUUUAAAAAAGGAGCACUGAGAAAACAGUUAGUUGACCUUGCUUCUAGGCAAAAGAGUCUGUUGACUGUUGCCCAAACCCAGGAGGAAUUAAUCCAGAAAAUACAAAAUUACAGAAAAACAAAGCAAGUGUUCCGUUCAUCAUGUUCAGAGAAGCUAAUCUCAAGCUUAGUUAUUUCCUGUGGUAAUGAUAAAGAACAAAGUUUAACUGCUGAUGAAAUCACGUGUCCUGAUGUAGUUUCAUUUAGUAUGGGGCUUGGUGCCAACGUGCCUAAUAGAAACAGAGUAGAAGCACACCCCUCUUUAGAAAAUGGAUUUUCAGCUCAGGAGUGCAGCCAACAUCCACAUGUCUGCUUGGAUGAGACAGGAGCAAAUAAAGAAGCAAUUAGAAGCCAAAAGGCUUCUGAUCACACUUGGGCAUCUGAAAACAGAGUAAGAGAACGUCCCUUCAACAACAUGUCAAAGCUUACAAGUGCUGUAGAAGUGGUGGCAUUAUCUUCAGAACCUACUGUUUCCACUGCUAAAGCAAAGUGCUCACAGCAAAAAGACAUUGAUUGUGUAGCAAUUGCAGAAUGGGGAAACCAGUCUUUAAAUCCCACUUCAGUCACCAAUGUAUUAAAUAUUGUAGAACCCCAAAGCACUGUUGUCAAUAAGAGUGUCUGUCAGACAGGCAGUGACUGCCAGCAGGUUCUUACAGAUGAAAAUCUACAGAGAUAUGUAAAUAAGAAAGAAGCUUUCCAGCAGCAGCAGCAAGUAAUUUUGUCAACGUCUACAAAGAACCUCCCUAAUACUCUGCAGGAAAUGGUCCUUCGGAACAGUGAGAACUCAUUUAAUGUCAACUCAGUGCUUACAAAUCUUACCUUAAAUACAGAUUAUCCAGCAAACCUCAGUGAGAAAUCUUCCCAGAGCUAUAGUGAUCAGGAAUAUGAACCAAGCCAAGUGAGGUAUGAAAGAAAAAAUAAGAAAAAGCUUCAAUUAAUAGAUCUACUUCAAUUGGGAAGGAUUAAACCAGGAGAAAAUGUUUUAGAAUUCAAAGUGCAGGACUUUACCUAUAAAGCCACGAUCUUAAAAAAUGGCAAGAUCAGAACAAGUAAGAGACAAAUACUGCAGAAUCCAGUUCAGUGGGUUAAAGACCUACUAGGAAAUGAUAUUUAUGUGACAUGGAAAUAUGUGUGGAAUAAGGUAACAUAUCUUGGGACACAGCUGUCAAAAUUUGUAUCAGUUUCUAGUGACCUGGAAUUACGAUCUCAAGAAAGAGAGCCUUUGGGAAAGACAUCUGUCAUGACUGACCCCGGCACCAUCCAGCACCAUCAGAAUCCUGUCUACAUUGCUCAGCCUGGUGGGAGCUUUGACCUGAGAAGUAUGCAGCCAAAAGUGCCAUCCUUACCAACAGCAGAAGUUAGGAAAACAUUGCUGUGCACUGAAAGAGAAGCAGCUGUUUCCAGGGAAAUGAACAGGUCUUCUGUCCAGUUCAACUCAGUGGAAAGUCUGACACAUUUUCUUCAAUUCCAUGACAUGAUAAUGAUACGUAAAGAGGAGUUUUUGCCAUGCUCUCUAAUGGAAAAGCACUGGAGUUUCUACAAAGGAUGUAAAGACUUUGGAUUCUAA
Messenger RNA from Colius striatus (speckled mousebird), 5085 nucleotides. RefSeq names its product ankyrin repeat domain 31 (gene ANKRD31). The record is from RefSeq and is a predicted model, not a curated record. NCBI's taxonomy places the organism in Eukaryota, Metazoa, Chordata, Aves, Coliiformes, Coliidae. Gene Ontology annotation, molecular function: protein binding.